CCCUGUGUGCGUAGCGUGUUGUAAGUGAAAGCGGUGAGGAACUGAGAUUUUUCUGUCAGGUGUCACUGAGGCGUUCUGGCACUUUAAUGAGAGAUGGGCGGCGCUCUUUGCAUUUUACAGCCGUGUUUAAGAGUUUCAGCCGACUCGUGUGUCAGCACUCUCAUUACUCUGAAAGGCCGAGGCAGGAGGCGCUCUGGGCGGCGCUGAUGGAGCUCUAACUCCGCGCUGCGCUUGUGGGGCUCCUUUUUUUUUUUUUUUACACAGGCAUCAGACAUGGCGAUGAUAACGUGUCGAGUUCAGUAUCUUGAGGAUACGGAUCCGUUCGUGUGCACUAAUUUCCCUGAGCCUCGGAGACCUCCUCACUACGACUUCAGCGAGGUGGUGCCGCUCAACCUGCAGAUAGCCGGCGUUCAGAAACAGCUGCAGGCUCCUCUCAAGUUAGAAGAGUGUACACUGCAGGUGGCUACUAAUGGAAACUACCUGGAUCUGGAGUCCUCACUGGCAGAGCAGAAGGAUGAACUGGAGCAGUUCUACGAUGAUUUGGCCAUUGGCAAAAAGCCCAUUUUGAUCCUCCGAACCCAGCUGUCCGUGCGUGUCCACUCCAUCCUGGAGAAGCUGUAUAACUCCCACGGGCCUGAACUGCGUCGUUCACUCUUCUCAUUAAAGCAACUGUUUCAGGAUGAUAAGGACCUGGUACCGGAGUUUGUGAAUUCUGAUGGAUUAACCUGUUUUAUAAAAGUGGGCGUGGAGGCAGACCACAACUACCAGAACUACAUUCUUCGAGCUUUGAGUCAAAUCAUGUUGUUCGUGGACGGGAUGAAUGGAGUUAUAAACCAUAACGAGACGGUACAGUGGCUCUACACCCUUUGUGGCAGCCUGUCUCGGCUGGUGGUGAAGACGGCUCUGAAGCUCCUCAUAGUGUUUGUUGAAUACACCGAGUCGAACAGCCCGUUGCUUAUCCAAGCUGUCAACGUGGUGGAUGGCAAAAGAGGUCUGAAGGCCUGGUCAUACUUGGUGGAUAUUUUAGAGGAGAAGAAUGGAUCAGAUACCGAGCUCCUGGUCUUCACCAUGUCCCUUAUUAACAAGACUCUAGCAGCUCUGCCUGACCAAGAUUCAUUCUACGAUGUGACCGAUUGCCUGGAGCAUCAGGAGAUGGAGCGCAUCAUGACGAAACAUAUGAACAGCAAAGGCAUUGACCCCGACCUCAAACAGCAGUUUACUAUAUACGAGAAUGCUUUGAAACACGAGGAUGGAGAUGUAGACGAAUCAUCUCCUCUUACCCGUAAGGAGCGGAGGAAAGCAACAAACAGCGAGCAGGAGGGCAGGAGGAGCCGAUGGUCCUCGGCACAGAGUCUUCAGGAUGUUCCACUCUCCUCCUCUUCAUUGCCUGCUUCUGCUGCUUCCUCCAUCAGUUCCACUACAGGUCCGAGUUGUACCACUUCUCCCACACUUUCAGGCACUCCAUCCUCCCCUUUCACCACUUCUCCCAUCUCCCUUGAUGUAGGAGGCACCUCAAGUGAAUCAGAGUCCAGCUCAUGUAGCUCAACUCCAGUAGUGCCCUCUGUUGUAAAUGAAACUCCAGCCAAUGAUGUCAAGGGACGCACUUUCAUUGGUCAGUACCUGGCUCAUAUGGGGAUUUCUAGGCGGAGGUUAAAAAAGGCGGGGUCCGUAACACAGGAGCCCUCCACUCCCCUAAAGAGCCCCAGCGUGUCUCCCGCAGACUCGCCUCCUCAGGAAAACCAGAGAGCACAGAACCACACUGAGGGAACAGGACGGAUUAACAUGGAGGAUAUUGUGAGUAAGGACCGGCCCAUACUCAGGAAGUAUGAAAACCAGUUUUUACGCCGUCUGGAGGUGGGGCAGUUGCAGAAGAGGAAUAGUAAAGAUGCGGCGUCUCUGAUCGAGAAAGUGUCUCUUGACCCAGACAUCUACUCUUGCUCUAUUGAAGAAGUGCAGCCGACCUCAGAAGGGACGGAUCAGAGGAAAGUUCAGGAGCCCCAGUCUCCAGGGGGAAACUCCAGCGUCUCCCUGAGCACCCUGGAGCAGCCAGCAGAACCACAAACAGCCCAACAUAAUGAACCAGCAGGGGGCAGUGUGCAUCAACACAGCACCCUUUCCAAUGACAGCAAGUUCAUGUUGGAAAUGCUUUAUGCAAAGUCGUCCACCUCCAGCAACACUGGGCCAUUGAAGAGCCCCAAUGUGGAGGAAAGCAGUCAGGAAGAUCUCAGUAUCCCUAGCCUGGCUGGUCGUGUCUCCAGUCUGCGAUCUCAUUCCUCCCAGUUCAGUGAGGAUACACCCAGGCGGGCAGAGCUGGAGGGGCUUGAGGGUAGUGCCCAUGCUGCUCGCACCAGACUGGCAGAGGAGCAGAAGAAACGGUUGCGCCCACAGUACAGCAUCGAUGCAGAGAUCCACUCUCGGACUCUUGAGAAGACGAUGAUGACGCCGCUGACCAGGAACACCAAGGACGCAUGGGAACAUUUGCAACCCAGCUCCAAAGAACUACGCAUUAAAGACCUGGACUUUUCUGACCUGUUGGAAGAGGAGGAUAUUGACGUCUUGGAUGUGGAUACUUUUGACACGGGCAUUGUUAACGGCAUUCCUCCACCUCCACCUCCAGGAUUGGGAUCUCUCCCUCCACCACCACCUCCUCCUCCACCACCUGGCUUUGGAGGAUCGGCUCCCCCUCCUCCACCACCACCACCUCCUCCAGUUCCUGGAGGGCUGUGUGGACCCCCUCCUCCACCACCUCCUCCAGGGAUGUCUUCUCUUUCUACAUCUCCAGGUGAAAGCCCAGCGUUUGUCAAGAAACGGAAGACAGUCAAGCUGUUCUGGAAGGAGCUCAAGCAGUCAGAGAGCCCGAGGAAGUGCAAGUUUGGCCGGGGAACUGUCUGGGCGUCGCUGGAUAAGGUUACGGUAGAUACAAACAAGCUGGAACAUUUGUUUGAGUCAAAGGCAAAGGACCUUCCUGUGGCAAAGAAGGGCCCUGAAGUAAAGAAGCUUGAAAUUCUUGUUCUUGAUCCAAAGAGAAGCAACGCCAUCAACAUCGGCAUGACUGUUUUACCUGCUGUACAUGUCAUUAAAUCUGCUAUAUUCAGCUUUGAUGAAUUUGCCAUCAACAAAGAGGGGAUUGAGAAAAUCCUGACCAUGCUACCUACAGAGGAGGAGAAGCAAAGGAUCCAGGAGGCUCAGCUAGCCAAUCCUGAUGUGCCUCUAGGUACAGCAGAGCAGUUUCUGCUCACUCUGUCCUCGAUCAGUGGCCUCGCAGCACGCCUGCAGCUCUGGGCUUUUAAACUCAACUAUGAGAGCUUGGAGAAGGAAAUAGCUGAACCCCUUUUCGACUUGAAGCACGGUAUGGAGCAACUCGCCAAGAACCAGACCUUCAAGCGUAUCCUAGCAACACUGUUGGCUAUUGGCAAUUUUCUCAAUGGCUCCAGUGCAAAAGGAUUUGAGCUGAGUUAUCUUGAGAAAGUGACUGAGGUGAAGGAUACUGUACACCGACAGUCUCUGCUGUAUCACUGCUGUAACUUUGUGGUUGAGAAAUUUCCAGACACAACAGACGUCUAUUCGGAAGUCUCUGCCAUCACUCGAUCUGCUAAAGUCGACUUCGAGCAGCUGUCCGACAACCUGGUUCAGCUGGAGAGGAAGUGUAAGACGUCCUGGGACAACCUGAAGGUAAUGGCCAAGCACGAGACCAAGCCUCAGAUGAAAAGCAAAUUGACAGAGUUCCUGAAAGACUGCACAGAAAGGAUCGUCAUUCUUAAAGUGGUGCACAGACGCAUCAUCAACAGGUUUCACUCAUUCCUCUUGUACCUGGGUCAGCCUUCCUACUCAGUCCGCGACAUUAAGAUAACUCACUUCUGUAGGAUCAUUAGUGAGUUCUCUCUGGAGUACCGCACCACGAGAGAGAGGGUCCUCACCCAAAAACGCAAGCGUGCAGCCCACCGUGAGCGCACCAAGACCCGCGGCAAACUCAUCACUGAGACGGAGAAAUUCUCUGGAGCUGUUCCAUCUAUUACCCAGGAGAGUCCUUCCCCAGUCUCCAUGGCAACAGAAGCUGAGCCAGCCCAAGAAGAACAUGAGAACAUGAAGAACCUUCUAACUGCCAAUGACGACCGUGGCAAACUGCGCAGAUCCCGCGCUAUACGAAAUUCUGCAGGUGUUCCAUCAGCGAUGGCUCCAGGUAAAGAGGACAGCGCAAGUUCACCGGAUGAUGCAACAGAUGAGAUCAUGGAUCGUCUGGUUAAGUCUGUUACUCAGAAUCCCACAGAGAGGCAGUCUAGUCCUAAAACGAGGAAACGAUCACGGCUGAACAGGAAAUCACUGCGGAGGACGUUGAAGAGUGGGCUGAGCUUGGAGGUGGUGCAGGCACUGAGUCUCCGAUGAGGGAACCAGAAAUAUUAAAGGACUAAUCAAGAAUUGGCUGUUGAGGGCUACAAGCUGCGGAUGCACUUCAUCUUCCUGUAAUGGAACAACGAAGAAACUCUUAAGACUUUCCACAGGAAAGCACAAACUAAUUAUGCUGUCCACUUGACCUAAUGGGUUUGUUUUUUGGGUUUUUUUGGAUACAUAAAGUAUUAAACUACGAGACAUGUUUAGUAACAUAAUUUAUAUACAACCCAAUGAUGAUGCACAUUUUAGUAGAAUAUAUUGUACAGGUUCGAGGGUUUGUUUUUUUUUUAUACUAUAUGUAGCACAUUCAAAGAAGAGAAAACUCGGGUGGUCAGAUCAUGACGCACUAUAGAUAUUAGAUAGAAGGGAAUUUUAUAAAAGUUGCUGUUUUUACACUGAACCAAGUUUUCAAGUCAUGAUUUCCAUGAUGAUGAUUUGUUCUAUCGAAUAAAACUAGGAUCCAGACUAUUUACAGUAGUAGCCACUUAUCUGGGCAAAGUCUUUCGGGCCAAGCUUUGACACUUGAUAGUUUUGUGGAUGCUACAGUACCUUGCAUUUUGGUUGUAAAUCCACAGAAGGCCACAUUGCACAUGUUAAGCGUCACGAUUCCACCAAAGCUGGUUCAUGUGUUGGUCAAUUUUAACUCUGCGUCACUGUUACGCCGGUUCAGUUCACGAGCUAUUUUCAAUUCAGCAAAAUGCUGUUUUGUUUUGUUUUUUAUGGUCACUGCUGCUUUUGCACAGGAGGUUGUAUGAGGAGUAUUCAGCUAGCUAGUUGUCCAUUAUGAUCACUCUGUCGUUAUGCUGUGUAAGAUUUUUUUUUAAUAGUUUUGUGACCUUAAAUUUUGAAAUAUAAUGCAUGUUUGCUUCAUCGUGAAUGUAUUACUGUAGGUGUGUGCCACUGUUAAGAGAUCCAGUCCUUACUCUUAACCACUGCAUGCACAUGUGUGCAAACUGCUUACUGCAGAUGCAAUUUUUUGGUGUGUGUGUGUGUGUGUGUGUGUGUUUGUGUGUGUGUGUGUGUGUGUGUGUGAGACCCUGAGUGCAGAUAAUAAAGCAUCUUAACAGAG
Neoarius graeffei (lesser salmon catfish) is the source of this 5458-nucleotide messenger RNA. It is a transcript of the gene fhod1, whose product is annotated as formin homology 2 domain containing 1. Gene Ontology annotation, biological process: actin filament network formation; cortical actin cytoskeleton organization. Gene Ontology annotation, molecular function: actin filament binding. Gene Ontology annotation, cellular component: cytoskeleton; cytoplasm. NCBI's taxonomy places the organism in Eukaryota, Metazoa, Chordata, Actinopteri, Siluriformes, Ariidae. The record is from RefSeq and is a predicted model, not a curated record. Bases 274 to 4383 code for a protein of 1369 amino acids. The transcript is spliced from 26 exons.